AUGGUCCCAAAAGAAGAUCCCCAGAACCUGGGGAUUGUCCAACUUCUCCUGCACUUCAGAUGGACAUGGGUUGGUCUCUUUUUUUCAGAUUCUGACAAUGGAGAGAGGUUUCUGGGUACCUUGACACCUCUGGUGAUCAGCAACGGAAUUUGUGUUGCCUUUUCACAAAGCAUCCCAAGGCAGACAACUCAGAUGUUUUCCUUAAGCAUUGAUUCACUUCUCAUGUGGGCACAAGUCAACGUAUAUGUUUAUUAUGGGGAGAUGCGCUCUUUCAUUGCUCAAAUAAGCAUAAUACAGCGGAUAGUUGUGCAGCUGAUGAAUCCCAUUGUGGGGAAAGUCUGGGUCACAACAGCUUUAUGGGAUAUUGCCUUGGAUUUGGUUUACACUACAUUUGAUCACCGACAUAUCCAAGGAUUCUUUUCCUUCUUAAUCUGGAACAAAAAGAGGACACAAGACAACAGAUUUCAACCACUUGUUUCUGCUGUCACAGACUUUGUGGAGAAAGCUUUUCACUGUGUAUAUUCAAAGCCAGCCUUUUCCAUGAAAGGCCGUACAAGAUGCGGGGAGAAAGAGAAACCGGAGAUCCUGGCCCAGGACGUCUUGGAGGAAAGCCUGUCUCUAGACAGCUACAAUAUUUACAAUGCUGUCCAAGCUGUGGCACAUGCCUUAAAUGCUGCACAUUCAUCCAGAUUCAAGUGGAGGAUGGCAGUGGGUGGAGACACGUUGGAACUUCCAAGGCUGCAGCCAUGGCAGACACUUCCUCGUGCAAGAUGCACCCAAAGCUGUCGCCCUGGGUAUGCCAUAGAGAUUCGGGAAGGACAGCCAACUUGCUGCUAUGCUUGUGCUCCCUGUGUGGAAGGAACCAUCUCUUCUCAAGAAGAUGCAGAUCAUUGCAAGAAGUGUCCAAAAGAUCAGAAUCCAAACAAAAACCAAGAUCAAUGUGUCCCCAAGACUAUCACCUUCCUAUCCUAUGAAGAAUAUUUGGGGAUCAUACUGGCUUCCUUUGCCCUCUUCUUGUCUUUAACCACAGGCUUUGUGUUAGGAAUCUUCAUUAAAUUCCUAGAAACUCCAAUAGUCAAAGCCAACAAUCAGGACCUCUCCUACAUCCUCCUCAUCUCCCUCCUGCUUUCCUUUUUGUCCUCCUUCCUCUUCAUUGGCCGGCCAAGGAAAGCAACCUGCCUUCUCCGACAGAUGGCCUUUAGCAUCAUCUUCUCCAUUGCUGUCUCUUCUGUGUUGGCAAAAACCAUCACUGUGGUGCUCGCCUUCCUGGCCACAAAGCCAGGGAAUAGGGUGAGGAGAUGGCUGGGGAAGAAUUUGGCCAACUCUAUCAUCAUUUUCUGUUCCAGUGUCCAAGUUGUCAUCUGCACCAUCUGGCUGGGUAUCUCUCCCCCAUUCCCAGAUGCUGACAUGCACUCACAGCCUGGAGAGAUCAUUCUGCAAUGCAACGAAGGGUCUGUUGCCAUGUUUUAUGGUUCCCUGGGCUACAUGGGCUUCCUGGCUGCCAUCUGCUUCAUGGUGGCUUUCCUAGCCAGGAAGCUGCCUGGGGCCUUCAAUGAAGCCAAGCUGAUCACUUUCAGCAUGCUGGUCUUCUGCAGUGUUUGGGUGUCCUUUGUGCCCACCUACCUGAGCACGAAGGGAAAAUAUAUGGUAGCCGUGCAGGUCUUCUCCAUCUUGGCCUCUAGUGCUGGCCUUCUGGGCUGCAUCUUCAUUCCCAAGUGCUACAUUAUUAUACUGAAGCCUGAUCUGAAUACAAAGGAACAUCUAACAACAAAAAUUAAAGACAGAAUCUGA
Molecule: messenger RNA, 1791 nt
Organism: Rhineura floridana
Lineage: Eukaryota; Metazoa; Chordata; Lepidosauria; Squamata; Rhineuridae
Product: vomeronasal type-2 receptor 26-like
Exons: 3
Coding region: 1-1791 (596 amino acids)
Biological process (GO): G protein-coupled receptor signaling pathway
Cellular component (GO): membrane
Molecular function (GO): G protein-coupled receptor activity
Source: RefSeq, a predicted model, not a curated record